CACUUUUUCUUGAUCUGUUUCUGCAAUCUGUAUGCCAAAGUUCUUGAAUUUGUGAGUUUUCCUUGAUUGGGUUCGCUUUGUUCUCAUGCCUAGAUCAAUCAUGGGCCAAUUUCUUUUGUUGGGAUUUCGAUGUAUAAUCAGAGUUUUCUUUGCAUUCGUCAAUGGAAGUGAUUUUUUGUCGGGGCAAAAGUGUUCUUUGAAUCUCAUCAUUUAAACCCAAGUAGUCGAUUGCCAAUCAAUGGAAAAUUGGGUAAUUUAGGAACUUGAGAGAUACAUGUAUGAAUAAGUUAUAGAUUACUUCAUUAGGAUUUGUAAAAUAAGCCUCGUACGCUUCAUAUUAUGUAUCAAGUGAACAAGGUAUGUUUUGUUUAACCAGGAAAUUGUAUUAAGAGGAAAACAAAUUGGAGUCUUGACAUGCUGAUAAUAGCUUAUGAACAUUCAUAGUUGAACAAAUCAGGUCAUCUAUCUCUCAGAAAUCAGACAUGAGGUAGAAAGGCAAACAAUUACUAUUAGGUUGGAUUGUUGGAAUUGUUUUAAACGCUGAUGUGUUUAAUGUCAAUAUUACCGGCAAUAUUCACCUAGUACUCUGACCCAUUUGCCUUUAGGUCUGGUUGACUAGUUCUCAUUGCAAAAGGAGCGACUAAUAAAGUUUAGUGAGAAAAUUUGGUGCAAGGGAGAAUGGUCUUUGAUAAUAGAGGUUUAUGGGAGAAACAAACACAUUACUAUGGAACAGAACUUCUUUGAGCAUCAGGGACACUUCGAGUCAGAUGGAGAUGUUUCAGUCAAGAAGUGGAAAUCUAUGCCGCUCCCUUCUACAGUCUCAGACAAUGAUAGUGGCUGCUUUGAGUGCAACAUAUGCUUAGAUUCAGCGCAUGAACCUGUGGUGACACUCUGUGGUCACCUGUACUGCUGGCCUUGUAUUUACAAAUGGCUUCAGGUUCCAAAUACUUCUGAUGAACCAAACCAGCUGCAGCAAACAUGUCCUGUUUGUAAGGCUAAUAUAUCCCCAUCCUCAGUGGUUCCCCUCUAUGGCCGUGGUACAGGUUCAAAGGGAAAGAAACCCAAUCUGGGUCUGGUCGUUCCACGUAGACCAUUACCUAGGCUGGACACUUCAUCUACUAGCCCUACAUCACCUUCAAGACAGCAACUUCAUUCAAAUUACUUCCAUACACAAACUUAUCCACAGUCGGUUUAUGAUCAAAACAGCCCUAAUUCUGAUGGAGGUUAUGCCACAAGUUCAGAUUAUCUCGGCAGUACAAUGUUGACACAUCUAUCCAAUCCAACGAUAGGAAUGGUGGGAGAAUUUGUGUUUGCAAGGAUGUUUGGCAGUUCAGACACAAAUUUGUUUCCUCAUCCUUACUUUAAUUCAUACCCGUCCAGCAGUCCUAGGAUGAGGAGGCAGGAAGUUCAGCUUGACAAAUCUCUUAAUAGAGUCACAAUCUUCCUCUUCUGUUGCUUUAUGCUGUGUCUUCUCUUGUUCUGAACAUAUUCUUUGGUAGGUUUGCUGAUGUACAGUUGUAAGAAAUGGCUAUCCAUUUAGAUUAGACAUACUUUUAGAGAUUUUGCACGAAUCACCCUUGUAUGAUUGGAGACUUCUGUGCAUAUAAUUUCAGAAUUUCUAAUGCUAAAUUUUUUAUUUCUUUCUUAUUA
This is a messenger RNA of Argentina anserina (silverweed cinquefoil), 1650 nucleotides long. Its product is annotated as E3 ubiquitin-protein ligase RMA1H1-like. The transcript has 2 exons. Gene Ontology annotation, molecular function: ubiquitin-like protein conjugating enzyme binding; ubiquitin protein ligase activity; metal ion binding. Gene Ontology annotation, biological process: ubiquitin-dependent protein catabolic process. Bases 725 to 1483 code for a protein of 252 amino acids. NCBI's taxonomy places the organism in Eukaryota, Viridiplantae, Streptophyta, Magnoliopsida, Rosales, Rosaceae. Gene Ontology annotation, cellular component: endoplasmic reticulum. The record is from RefSeq and is a predicted model, not a curated record.